Aegilops tauschii subsp. strangulata is the source of this 2445-nucleotide messenger RNA. RefSeq lists its product as uncharacterized. The record is from RefSeq and is a predicted model, not a curated record. NCBI's taxonomy places the organism in Eukaryota, Viridiplantae, Streptophyta, Magnoliopsida, Poales, Poaceae.
GUUCCCCUCUCCCUCUCCCUCUCGCGUCUUCUUUCUUUCUCCUCGCAACAUUUCGUCCGACUCAACUCACGGGCGAGCGGGAACGAGAGCGCGGCCGCCAUUUUGACCCGCCCGGCCGGCGGAUCAAGAGCCCUUAUAAGCGCCUUUUCUUCCCCAUACGGCUUCUCACGCAAGCUGAGUUUUUUGCUCCACCUGCGCCGGUCGCAGAUUCCCGCGAAAGCGAGGGCCAGAGCUUUUCUUUUCUAUCUAUCUUGCUCUGUCCUCUCCCCCCUUUGUGCUCUCCGUCCCGCCAAAGCGGCAGAAAGCUGCAGCUGUUCUUGAUUCUUGCGGGGGACUGCCGGCACGGCUCGCCGGUCUUGGCGGCCUGGACGUGAAGGAGCCGCGGCGCGGCGGGGGCGAUCGAUGGGCACGGUGAAGGCGUGGGUGGCGGGCAAGUACGCGGAGCCCAUGGGGCCGAUGCACGACUCGCUGCGCGUCGCCUACGUGGUCUUCUCCUUCUGCGCCGCCUUCUUGCUCGGCGGCAUCAAAGCGAUGGUGGUCGGCCCGGUGGCGGCGGCGCUGAUGAUACUGGGGAACGUGGGCGUCAUACUCGUGCUCUUCCCGGCGCACGUCUGGUGGACCAUCUACUCGCUCAUCAAGACGGACCGCAUCAACGCGGGCCUGAAGCUGGCGGUGGCCAUCGCGCUGCCGGUGCUGUUCGGGCUGUGGCUUGGGCUGGGCAUCUUCGGGAGCGCCCUGGUGGCCCUGGGCUACGGCUUCUUCACGCCGUGGAUCUCGACCUUCGAGGCGUUCCGGCAGGAGAGCGAGGCCAAGAAGUUCGUGCAUGGCAUUGUGGACGGGACGUGGGGAACGAUCAAGGGCAGCUGCACGGUGGUGAGGGACUUCGCGGACAUGUGCUUCCACUCCUACCCCGUUUACCUCAAGGAGCUCCGCGAGUGCGCCCAGGACCGCGAACCCCUCUCCAUAAGGCUGUUGGACGUGCCGUCGUGCAUACUCGUCGGCCUCCUGGGUUUGAUCGUGGACAUACCGCUCUACACGGUGAUCGCGCUGAUCAAGAGCCCCUACAUGCUCUUCAAGGGCUGGCAGAGGCUGCUGCACGACCUCAUCAGCCGCGAAGGCCCCUUCCUGGAGCCGGUCUGCGUGCCCAUCGCCGGCCUCGCCAUCCUUUUCUGGCCCCUAGUGGUGGUCGGGAGCGUCCUGCUGGCCGUCGUCUCCAGCAUCUUCGUGGGUCUCUACGGAGCGGUCAUCGUCUACCAGGAGAAGUCGUUCCGGCGGGGGGCUUCGUACGUGGUGACCAUGGUCGCCGAGUUUGACGAGUACACCAACGACUGGCUUUACCUUCGCGAAGGCACUGUUCUCCCAAAGCCUUCCUAUCGGAAGAGGAAACUGUCCGAUUCCGCGGAGUUCUCGGUCCGGCCAAAUGUUUCUGUCAGGGGAGGUGAGCACCCUAGUUCAUCCAGUGAAGCACCAGCAAUGCUGGUUCCCACUUUGGUUCCGGCGAGGUCCGUCAGAGAGGCGAUACAAGAGGUCAAAAUGGUCCAGAUAUGGGAAAACGUUAUGAAGUCAUGCGAGCAGAGGGGCAGGGACCUACUGAACCUGAAUGUCAUAACCAGCGUGGACCUGACCGAGUGGCUGAGAACAAAAGACGGUGGCAAUGAGACGAUAAACCUGGGGUUGCCUUCCUAUGACAUGCUGUGCACCGUCCUGCAGUCGAUCAAGGCCGGCUCCGCGGGGCUGCUGCUCGGCAACGGCGUGGAGGUCGACCAGCAGAACCGGCCGCAGGACCUGCUGCUGGACUGGUUCUUCCACCCCGUGCUGGUGCUCAAGGACCAGAUACAGGUGCUCAAGAUGACCGAGCAGGAGGUGAGGUUCCUGGAGAAGUCGACCCUUUUCGUCGGUGGCAGUUCUGCUGCUGCCACUGCGGAUGCGUGGGAUAAUGGCGCCGAGACCCCCCGAGAUCCCGUGAGGACCGCGCAGAUCCAGGCGAUCAGUAGAAGGAUGGUGGGGAUAGUGAGGAGCAUGUCCAAGUUCCCGACGUACCGCAGGCGAUACAGGCAUGUGGUGAAGCUACUGGUGGCGUACGCGGUGGAGCGGGAAGGGUCGUUCGGGUCGUCGGCGUCAGGUCCGUCGGUCUCCUUCGAAAUCACACGCCUCGAAGUGUAGAUAAUGCCGUCGUCUUUUGCUUCUUUUUCGUCAGUAUAUAAGUAGGUAUCGCACGCCGUUUUUGUCUGUGCCUCUCCUGUUUCAAGUCUACUAGGAGCUUCUGUAAUUUUGUGUGGUGGUAGUACUUUUUUUUUUUUCCCUUUAGGUAAUGGGAGUGUGUAUAGUUGUUGUGUUGUGAGAUGAUGCGCGUGGCAUGAUCUUCAGCUGUGCUGUAAAUUCUUGUAUAUACAUUUUCCUAGGGAAUUGUUUGGUUCUUUAGGUGUUAUACAUUGUUGCAUCUUU